AUGUGUUUCCACAUACCAGAAAAAAAGGAUUAUUAUGGGAUGUUCUUCAAUGAACUUGUAAUCAAUGAAAAAAUUGCUAGCUCUCAGUUUGCUUCUAAUUUCCCUAAGCUCCUUGUUUCAGGUUACUGGAACGGACUUGCCGAUCAUCCGAUGCAUAUAUUUGAAUACUUAGGAAGGGAAAUUCCGGAAAAAAAGUGGGAUAAGAAAAAAGUGCACACAACGAUCAAGUCAAGGCUCGAGGAACUUCAUCUGUUAGGGAUUUCUCACAAUGAUGUCAGGCUCGAAAACAUUCAUGUAUCUGAGUUAGGUAAAAUUUCUUUGAUUGAUUUUGGACUAUCGGACAGUUCAAAUAAUGAGAAACGUAAAAGGCUAGAUUUUGAAUCUCUUGAUUUCAUAUUGGAAGUACAUAGUUCUAGCUAA
Debaryomyces hansenii CBS767 is the source of this 420-nucleotide messenger RNA. Its product is annotated as DEHA2D00176p. Lineage: Eukaryota; Fungi; Ascomycota; Pichiomycetes; Serinales; Debaryomycetaceae. The coding region runs from base 1 to 420 and encodes 139 amino acids. The transcript has a single exon. Gene Ontology annotation, biological process: protein phosphorylation. The record is from RefSeq and is a predicted model, not a curated record. Gene Ontology annotation, molecular function: protein kinase activity; ATP binding.